CAACCAAAGAAGUAAUUUACAAUGGCAUCAAAAUACAUCACAUUCUGCGCCGCAGUAUAUUUCAUUCAGUCUGUAGCCGGACAAAGUAUCUACACGCCUAACUGCGAAUGCCGCUCUAUCACGAUAUCCGACAACGGUGGCCCUCUGGCGAUUACUAGCAUCGGCCCCAUCGCGCCGUCCGGCAUCGCCGUCGCCACGGACUUAGGCCUCGCUGGGGACCUGGACCUGUCCGGCGCGCUGCCAUACCUGAGCGCUGUCGCGUUCGAGGGCCAGUUCAACACCAACGGCACCGCGCCGGUGUCGUACGGGUGCGGGGACUGCGUCGCCAUCACGCAAGAGGUCGGCAACCCGAGUGGCGUAAACGCAGGCGUCUCGUCUGGCUAUAGCACUGGUACAAUUAACACCUGUGGCAGACGUUCUUAAGAUAAAAUCCCAGUUUAAUUUAAUAAUAAAUAUUUAGAAUUAUA
Messenger RNA from Cydia splendana, 467 nucleotides. Its product is annotated as chorion class CB protein M5H4-like. The record is from RefSeq and is a predicted model, not a curated record. Gene Ontology annotation, cellular component: egg chorion. NCBI's taxonomy places the organism in Eukaryota, Metazoa, Arthropoda, Insecta, Lepidoptera, Tortricidae. Gene Ontology annotation, molecular function: structural constituent of egg chorion. Gene Ontology annotation, biological process: multicellular organism development; chorion-containing eggshell formation. The transcript has 2 exons. The coding region runs from base 22 to 423 and encodes 133 amino acids.